Molecule: messenger RNA, 4840 nt
Organism: Plodia interpunctella (Indianmeal moth)
Lineage: Eukaryota; Metazoa; Arthropoda; Insecta; Lepidoptera; Pyralidae
Gene: lds
Product: transcription termination factor 2-like
Exons: 21
Coding region: 132-3812 (1226 amino acids)
Biological process (GO): DNA repair
Cellular component (GO): nucleus
Molecular function (GO): ATP binding; ATP-dependent chromatin remodeler activity
Source: RefSeq, a predicted model, not a curated record
GAAACAAAACGCCAAGAAACGACUUUUCGUUUCGAAAAAUGUUUUGAGUUAUUAAAAGUGAAAACAAAUCUAAUUUUGUUGUUAGUUUUAAUUUAUUUUGUAUUAAAAUACUUAAUGAAGAAGCCACAGUGAUGGAGAAUUCUUUCUUUGAAUACCGUGAUAAAACUGGUGCUAUGAGUGAGUCAGAUUCUGAAAUCAUCGACAGCAGUUAUGUGGUAGACGAUUCUUUUGUACAAAAACAAAAGAAACCCAUGACUAAAAACCACACUGUUUUUGUAGCUGAGUCCGAGGAAUCAUCUACAGAAGGUGAUGUGGAUGACGAUGGAAACUGUACUACGCCUAAUGUCAGGAAAUCGGUGGUCCGAAGAAGCAGUGUAGUUGACGCACAUGUCGCAUCCAGCAGUGAUGAUGAUACCAAUAAGCGUGGCAGUAUCAGACGACAGUCGGAAACAUCACCAAACAGAAUAGUAGUUAGCUCAUCAGAUGAUGAAGAAGAGGUAUCCCCAGAAAUGAUUCCAAAACGACGUCCACCCAUGAGGAUGCCAUCAGGCUCUCCAGCAGCAUUCUUAGGGCGUAAGAACAAGAAGAGAAUGAUUCUUGAAUCUGACACAGACAACUCUAUAAUCAUAGAGCAUGAUAGACAUAGGAAGCUGACAUGUAUGAAAGACACACCUUUGAAAAUCGAAGAGGCUGAUCACAAAAUUGACAAAACUCAUCAUAGUUUUGUUGGUUCUGAUGAUGAAAUGAAUGAUUCUGGUGAGGAAAAUGAUGAGUCUGUUGAUGAUGAUGAACCCCUAAUCAGACUUCAAAACAAAAAGAAAAUAAUACUAGAGUCAGACUCUGAGAAUUCACCUUUAAAAAUAAAAAACAAUGAGUCACAUAAAGUUGAGGAAGUUCAACUCAGUAUUGAUGGACAUAAUGAAGACACAGUCGAUGAUGAAGAAGAGGUUGCGGAAGAAGCUAGUGAUGAUGAUGAUGACGGAUUGGAGGAGGAGAAGAUGCUGAUGUCACGAGCGACUCGGAUGAGUAUCAUGGGAGUGAUACCAAAAGACAGAGAUAGUGACGAGUCUGACUUCAUACAAUCAGAUGAUAGUGUACGCAAGUCAGGAGUUGAGACUCCGGACGAUAUUGGUGCUCUACCGGAUGUUGGGGAUUCCAUUUACAAAUCCCCUCGGAGGCCGACAGAAGACAACAACUCAUCUAGACUUACCUGCUCGCCUUUCUCUAGCCCUUUACAAGAUGUCACAAAUACAUUGAAUGAUAGCAAUAGGACAAGUAAAAUAAAUGACAAGAAAAACAAUCCCAUUGGAAAUGAGCAAAUGAGACAAAACAGCUUCGUUACAGCCAAAGUGGAUCUUACUGUAGCUGAUGUGGACUUAACCGAGUAUAAAGUGGAUGAUCUGAAAAGUAAAAUGACCACGGGGGAGUAUGUUGACGAUGACGUCACUAUCAUCGACUCCAAGCCAGAGAUAAUUGCGUUGAGUAGCGACGAUGAAGAUGAGGUGAAGGCGAAGUCGCCUCGGUCGCCGAAACCCAAAGCGGAGAGGAAGUCAACAGACAACACCCUGAAGCAAUACCUGGCCCCUCCGAGCGCCCCGGCCCAGGUGGUGUACGUGAAGAAGCAUGUCCGGGAGAACGAGCUCAGCAAGCUCAACGGGCUCAAGGAGGAUCUGCAAAAUAUCAGGUAUCUACUGGAGAACAUGGACGUAGACACGCUCCCUGACGGCGGGAAGAAGCUGAUCCAGAGGUUGACGACCCUGGAGUCCGAGGUGCGGCGCCAGGGGGACAAGGUGGCCAACAUGAUCGUGGAGCCGGACGCGCCGACGGCCGAGGACAUAGCCCGCGACGGGUACUCGGGGCUGUCCUGGGACGAGCUGCAGCAGGCCAGCAACGCCGUGCAGCCGCGGAUGUUCGGCAAACAAGCGAUGUCUACCCACAUGGCGGAGCGGAACCUCAUACUGGAGCGGCUCCGGAGCCUGCACGAGUCGCUCGCGUCGCGUCCGCCCGAGACCGCCCUCGCCCCGCCCCCCGCCGCGAUGCGGACGGAGAUGAUGCCGCACCAGCUGCACGCGCUGGGCUGGCUGCAGUGGAGGGAGACGCAGCGACCUUGUGGCGGGAUAUUAGCGGACGACAUGGGUCUGGGUAAGACUAUCACCAUGAUAUCGUUAGUGUUGAGCGACAAGGAGGGCAAUAUCGACCACGACGACAGUGAAAGAGACGACGAUGAUUACGAACGGAGCAAAUCUAAAUUGAUCCCUGGCGGCACGCUGGUAGUCUGCCCCGCGUCCCUGAUGCAGCAGUGGGCGGGCGAGGUGCGGCGACACUGCGCCGCGCACAGCGUGUCGGUGUCGCUGCAUCACGGCGUCGCGCGCGCCUCGCAGCCGCAUCGCCUCGCCGCCAGCGACCUCGUGCUCACCACUUACAAUCUGCUGCAGCGGGACAAGGACAAGAACGGGCCGCUGAUGCGGGUGCAGUGGCGCCGCAUCAUCCUGGACGAGGCGCACCAGGUGCGCAACCACAAGGCGGCCACGUCCAGCGCCGUGUGCGCGCUGCGCGGGCGCCGGCGCUGGUGCCUCACGGGCACGCCGGUGCAGAACAAGGACCUGGACCUGUUCGCGUUGAUGAAGUUCCUCAGGUGCACUCCGUUCGACGAGCUGACGAUGUGGAAGAAGUGGAUCGACAACAAGAGCCAGGGCGGGCAGGAUCGGCUGAGCACCAUCAUGCGCUGCGUGCUGCUGCGCCGCACCAAGCUGCAGCUGCAGCAGAAUGGACAACUCGCCUGUCUGCCCAAACGCGCCGCGCAUCUCGUCCACGUCACUCUGACACAGCCCGAGAUGAACGUCUAUCAGAAGGUGUUGGUGUUCUCCAAAACGCUGUUCGCUCAGUUUCUCCACCAGCGCGCGGAGAAGCACGCCGACGCGGAUGGGUUCCUGCCUCCGGAGAAGGACACUGCUUACGAGAAGAUGCAUAAGAAAAUGAUCGCCCUACAAGGCGCAAAACCAGUGAAGUCCCACGAGAUUUUGGUGCUGCUACUGCGGCUGCGUCAAGUGUGCUGUCACUCCGGGCUCAUCGCCGCCAUGUUGGAUGACACUGACACCGCGGAUAUAAAGGAGGACGCCGCCGGACAGGAUUUGCUGCAAGAAUUGAACAAACUGACACUCGAGGACUCUAUGAGCAAGAGAAAGAGCGAUGUCGAGCCGGAAGAGGACGCUGUGGGCGUGGCGGAGGCGCUGCGCGGCGUGCUGGCGCCGCGCGACCCCGUCUUCGAUCUCUCGCGUCUCUCCUCCAAGAUACGCGCUGUUAUGGACUGUUUGCACAAAAUAUUGGCCAAUAAGGGCGACAAAGCGGUAGUGGUGUCCCAAUGGACGUCAGUGCUGGGCCUGGUGGAGCGGGAGCUGACGAAGGAGCGCGUCAAGAGUGUGACGUUGAGCGGGAAGGUGCCGGUGCCGGCGCGGCAGAAACUCAUUGAUGCUAUCAACGAUGCCAAUAACCCCACCAGGGUGAUGCUGCUGUCACUGACGGCGGGCGGCGUGGGGCUGAACCUGUGCGGCGCCAGCCACCUGCUGCUGCUGGACCCGCACUGGAACCCGCAGCUCGAGGAGCAAGCGCAGGACCGCAUCUACCGCGUGGGGCAGCGGAAGGACGUCAACAUUUAUAGGUUCAUGUGCGUGGACACGGUGGAGCAGAGCAUCCGCAAGCUGCAGCAGGCCAAGCUAGAGCUGGCCGACAGCGUCCUCACCGGCGCGAGGCACACGGCCGGCUCCAAGCUCUCCAUCGAGGACCUCAAGCUGCUCUUCAACAUGGGCCAGUGACUGUGUACUGUGUACUGUGUAGUGCUGUGUUACUUUGUGUAUGUGCCGACCAGUGGACCUCAUGUGUCUUUACAAUUCAAACAGAAAUUGGCACUGAAUAUAGGGACUUGUUGAACGAUUUUAUGUACAUGUCACAAAUGCUUUUUAACAGAUGAUAUAAUCGUUAUCUUAUCGGCUCAGUGGUAAGACCACUGCAUAGGCAAGGGCGUGGAUUCGAUUCCAAUUCGAGUCCAGAAUGUAUCUCAUUAUAUUUAUCAAAAAAAAAAUAUCUCCCCAAUUUUUCUAUAACAAUGAUCUAAGUAUAAUAACAAGUAUUUAAAAAGGAAAUUUUCUGUUUCGUUUACUUAUACUUAUAUACUUUAUGGUUAUAUACGUGGGACUUUGUAAAUAGUUAUAAUUUUUUAAUCAAGGAUCAUGCGACUGGUUCGUGAAUUUCUAACAUUAAUAUUUUUUUUAUUGUAAUAUUAAAUUAGGAUAUUGCAUGGCUCAGCUAAAGCAAUAAAUUUUGAAAUUGUAUACUUUGAAUUAUAGAUAGUGCCAUAAUAUUUCUAUAAAUCUGUGUUUGAUAUCAUUGAAAUAUUGUUUUUGGGUACAGUUCAACGGAAAAUCUAUCCGUCAUAAGCGCGGAAGUUUAUAUUGGAGUUGAAUGAAAAAUUGGGCUAGAAUGUUGUGACAUUCUAGCCCAAUAUAAUAUUAGAGACUGUGGAAUGCGAUAAAUUAUAGAUUUUUCAUACUUGUUACCCUCAAUUUCAAUUUAAUCUUACCCUCAUUAUAUGUUUUAUGUAUUUUGACUACAAUAAUAUAACUAGGCGUUCAUUGUAAAAAAUUUAAAUAGAUUAUUAUAGUAGAUAGGAAAAUAAUAAAAUUUGUCUUCUUUACAUAUUACAAAUGCGAAUACUAUUAUAUAGAUAUGUGUUAUGUGUAAUGAUACAAUUUGCAAUUACCUUAAUGAUACAUAUAAUUAUAAAUAAAUAAUUUGUUAACAAAAAUUUCUUUUUGUAAUGUUAAAUAUAGCCGAUCUUGAAAUA